AUGGGCAUGGAGAACGUGGAGGAGAAACUCCACCGGCAGAACCUUGUGGAAGAGGCUAUUUUGAAAGGCUCUGUGGAGCAGGUGUUCAACGGGGAGGACAAGCCGAGAAGGUGCCCCACAGGGAGAGGCUGUAAAUCCACUGCCCAGAGCUCGGAGGAAGAAAGACUGACCAUCUGCGAGGAGUGUGGCCGGAGCUUCAGUCGGAGCUCAAACCUGGUGGUCCACCAGCGCCUGCAUGCCGGUGAGAAGCCCUACAAGUGCUUGGAGUGUGGGAAGAGCUUCAGCCGGAGCUCCCAUCUCAUCACCCAUCAGCGUCUGCACACCGGGGAGAAGCCCUACAAGUGUCCCGCCUGUGGGAAGAGCUUCAGCGACAGCUCCACCCUCAUCACCCACCAACGGCUGCACACCGGCGAGAAGCCCUACAAGUGUCCUGACUGUGGGAAGGGCUUCAACCAGAGCUCCAACCUCACAUCCCACCAGCGCACCCACACAGGGGAGAGACCCUACAAGUGCCCCGAGUGCGGGAAGAGUUUCAGCGUCAGCUCCUACCUGAUCCGCCACCAGAAGAUCCACACCGGGGAAAGGCCCUAUAAGUGUGAGGAGUGCGAGAAGACCUUCAGCCAGAGCUCCAGCCUCCUCAUCCACCGACGGGUCCACACGGGGGAGAAGCCCUACAGAUGUGUGGACUGUGGGAAGUGGUUUAGGAACAGCUCAGACCUCAUCCGGCACCAGCGGACACAUACUGGGGAGAAGCCCUAUCGCUGCCCCGACUGCGGGAAGAGCUUCAACCGCAGCUCCAACCUCCUGACCCACCGGCGCAUCCACACCGGGGAGAAGCCCUACGAGUGCCCGCAGUGCGGGAGGAGCUUCACCGUGAGUUCUGCCUUGAUCAAACACCAAAGGACCCACCGCGAAGGGAAGCCCUACGAGUGCCCUGACUGUGGGAAGAGCUUCAUCCGCUGUUCCAACUUCAUUAGCCAUCGGAGGACCCAUGUUGGGUAG
This is a messenger RNA of Merops nubicus (carmine bee-eater), 1002 nucleotides long. RefSeq names its product zinc finger protein 239-like. Bases 1 to 1002 code for a protein of 333 amino acids. Gene Ontology annotation, molecular function: DNA-binding transcription factor activity, RNA polymerase II-specific; RNA polymerase II cis-regulatory region sequence-specific DNA binding. The record is from RefSeq and is a predicted model, not a curated record. Gene Ontology annotation, biological process: regulation of transcription by RNA polymerase II. The transcript has a single exon. Gene Ontology annotation, cellular component: nucleus. Lineage: Eukaryota; Metazoa; Chordata; Aves; Coraciiformes; Meropidae.